Carcharodon carcharias (great white shark) is the source of this 6640-nucleotide messenger RNA. RefSeq names its product plexin-B2-like. Gene Ontology annotation, molecular function: semaphorin receptor activity; protein binding. NCBI's taxonomy places the organism in Eukaryota, Metazoa, Chordata, Chondrichthyes, Lamniformes, Lamnidae. The transcript is spliced from 37 exons. Gene Ontology annotation, cellular component: semaphorin receptor complex. The record is from RefSeq and is a predicted model, not a curated record. The coding region runs from base 330 to 5903 and encodes 1857 amino acids. Gene Ontology annotation, biological process: regulation of GTPase activity; regulation of cell shape; negative regulation of cell adhesion.
AGUUUGUCGGUGGAAGGCGCGCCGGAGCUGCUGAGCCCUUCGCAGCCGCACUUCAACCACAGGAGAGUCGCUGAGCAUUCAAGACACAUCCUCACCGCGGGUGCCAUCAGGAGGCUUUCUCCUCUUCAUUAUUCGUGAGGAAUCGGCUGAUUCCGUUUCCUGUUCCUCGUGUCGUUGUUACUCAGAGCGGAUGUGUGCAUCGCCCACAGGAGGGCCUUGAUCAAUGUGACCAUAUAACAUCUCGGAUUUCCGUUAACUACAGAACAAGCUGACUGGACAACAACCAGAAAAUCAGGACAUUGAGGCUAUUUUAGAGUUUGGUUUUGGAAAUGUCACCUUGGACUUGGAUAUUCUGUGCAUUUGCAGUCUUUUAUGUAGGCUUUAAACCUGGAACUGAAGCAUAUGAUGAAUUUACCAGCUCCACAAGCCUGCUACAUUUGGCCAUGGAUAACAGCACCGGGCGAGUGUAUGUUGGGGCUGUGAAUUUCCUCUAUCAACUAACAUCAGGCCUCCAACCGGAAGUGAGAGUAGAAACUGGUCCAAAACUUGAUGGUGCAGAUUGUUGGCCACCAAUAAAAGAUUCAGACUGCUCCAAUCCAGUACAAACUCCAAAUUACAAUAAACUUCUUUUAAUAGACAAAAACAUGGAUAGACUUGUAAUAUGUGGAAGUAUAUAUAAAGGAAUUUGCUCAUUACGGCAGUUGAAUAACAUCAGUCAAGUCAAAUAUGAAAACUUGAACGGUGGCGAAGCUACAUUUGUUGCAAGCAAUAAAUCGAAUGUGGGUCUCAUAACUAUUGCGAGUGACCCAACUGGGCAAACCGUGUGGGUGAUGUUUGUUGGAAAGAGUUUUGAAAAUUAUGCAAAUGCAAUAAUUAGCACCAGAGUACUCUCUCAAACAAAACCGAACCAAUAUUUUGUGCUUGUUCACGAUUCUUCAGCCGUGAAACCAGAUUCUGCACAGUAUCAACAUGACUUUAAAUUUUCAUUUGAAGAUGGUGGCUUUGUUUAUUUCAUUUUUUCUCGAACAGAUGGAGGACAACAGGAACCUAAAACCUACAUAUCACGUCUUUGUGUUUCUGAUAUCUUUUACUAUUCCUAUAUUGAAAUGGUCCUGGGAUGUGGUGAUUAUAAUCUUGUGCAGGCUGCUUACAUCACUAAUCCUGGAGAAAAACUUGCCCAGCAUAUGAACAAUUCAGGUGCCUAUGGAACUAUAACUUCAAUGGAUAAAGUGCUCUUUGCCGUGUUUAACAAAGAUAACCUGAAAACAACCUCUGCUGAUAAAUCGGCUUUCUGCAUAUUCUCCUUGAAGCAGAUAAAUGAAAAGAUCGAAGAAUAUAGAGAAAUCUGCUAUGGUAACCAAGGGAAACUAAAUGGAAAGGACAUAAUUUCUAAUCCUUACAAAUCUAUUGGUUUGCACAAUUGCCCUCAAGAGUUUAGGAAGGGGCAAGCAAAGGCAUAUCCUUGUAGUAGUGAACAUCUUCCAUAUCCCAUUGCAAGUAAAGAAGGUAUUAUUGCUGAAUCACUGAAACAAUAUGAUACAAACUUAUCAGCAAUAGCUGUGACUGUGGAGAAUGAAAAUACAAUAGCCUUUUUAGGCAAUGUAAGAGGAGAAAUUCACAAGGUAUUCCUGAACACAGCAGCUAAUGAUCGCAUAGCAGCUAAUGAUUAUCAGACUGUAUACAUGACCCUGAAUAGCAAGGUGAACAGUGAUCUUGUUUUCGAGGCAAAAAGAGAUCACCUGUAUGUCAUGACUGAGAAAAAGAUCACACGUCUGCCAGUACAAGAAUGCAUGAACUACAAAAGUUGUGAAUCUUGUAUUGCAUCUGGAGAUCCUUAUUGUGGUUGGUGUGUAACAGAGGGAAUUUGCUCCAGGAAGUUGAAUUGUGCAAAAGCUGACGAAAAAGAUCAUUGGUUGUGGAGUCUGAACAAACAAUGUCCGGCAGUUAUUAGUGCUGUUCCUCAGAACAUGAGUCGAAAUGAACAAGGCAAGGUGCAACUGAACAUAGACCCAUUUCCUGCUUUAACGGACCAAGACCAUAUAGAAUGUUUUUUUAAUAAUAUCAAAAGUAAUGAUCCAAAACUCUCAUCAGGAUCUGUUACUUGUUUGUCUCCACUUGUCCAUAAUAUAGGUGCUACGCCUCCAGGUCAAGUUUAUGUUGAUGUUGAGGUGAAACUGAACAUUAUCAGUGGAGGAAGACCAAUACUUUUCACAAGGACCAACUACUCAUUUUAUGACUGUAAUGCAACCAUGACACUGUUUCCAAAUAUUCCGUGUGAUUCAUGUGUAAGGAGCAAGUGGACUUGUCACUGGGAUAUUUCAGAACACAGGUGCAAAGAUGGUAGCGGGAAAGCAGAUCAAUCAAAUAUUGUUCAAAGUAAAAUGGCUCAAGACUGUCCACGAUUUGAAAAUCCAUCAGCACAAUUAAUUCCAUUGAGCGCGAAUGCUAGUAUUACAUUUCAAGGGAAGAAUUUAAGUUUCUAUCGGGACAAGACAUUCAGACUGAUAAUUGCUGACAAUUUAACGAAAAAGAAUCUUAGUGUGGAAAGGGAGCCAUCAGAUAUGUUUUCGAGUGAAACAUUUAAGCUUUCCAAGACUCAAAAUGAAACCCGUAUCAUUCAUUUCUCUGUACAAGUAGAAAGGAAAACAAUAGACAGCAGGUUAGAUGUGACUCUUUACAGUUGUGGAUACAGCAACAAGGACUGUAGUCUGUGUCUCAAUGCUGAUGAAAAAUAUAACUGUGUUUGGUGUAAAAAUACCCAAGAAUGUGUUUUUAAAGACCUUUGUGCUGAUGCUAUUCAUAAGGCUGAUAUGUGUCCACCUCCAACUAUUUCACAGCUGGAUCCCUUAAAUGGACCCCUUGAGGGAGGAAUUCUUCUGACCAUCAAAGGCUCAAAUCUUGGAACAAGAUAUGAUGAUAUCAGCGAAAUCAAAGUUGGGGAUGCUGUUUGCAAUCAAAUCAAAGAACAAUACUCCACCUCUGUCAGGGUUGUUUGUGAAUUAAGUAAAGUUUCGGGAAACCAGACUAAUUUUGUUCACAUUAAGACAAAAAAUAACAAAGAAGGCACUUCCAAAAGCAUGUUCUCAUAUAAGAACCCUCUGCCUAUUUCUAUUACUCCUCAACGAGGGAUAUAUGCUGGAGGAACGAGUCUAACAAUUGAAGGAACGGACUUAAAUAUUGGAAAGCAAGAGGAUGUAAAAGUGAUGUUGGAUAACAUACCGUGCACUCUGACAAUAUUUAAUGAAAGCCUGAUCUGUAUCACAGGCCCUUAUAAGGAAAAACGAGAUCCACCUGCUAAAGGUGGUGUCAAAAAUCAUACUGUUUCUGUUCAGUACGGGAAAACUGCAAAGAAAGUAGUUGAGAAUUACCAAUUUUCAUAUGUCCCCAAUCCAGUAAUCUAUACAAUUGAUCCACAAAAAAGUAUCUACAGCGGGGGAAGAAAUAUCACAGUGACUGGACAGGGAUUUGAUGCUGUACAGAAACGAAUUAUGAGAGUGAAAGUAAUGGAGAACGGACAGCUAAGUGAAUUACUUGUAGAAAAGAAUGAAACUAAAGCAUUAAAAUGUUCCAAUAAUUCGAUGCUCAUUUUCCCAUCACCUCCUGCAAACCAGAAGAACGUUUAUAUCUUUGUCAUAUUGGACAAUUUUUCUGAAAAUAAGACCUUUGACUAUGUAGAGGAUCCAGUCUUUGAGAAUUUUACAAAUUCCGUAUUCGUACUCAAACAACCACCAAUCUUUGUUAAGGGAAAACGUCUAAAUGAGGCAAUGACAGCAGAAGAAGUGAAAGCUUACAUUGGAACAGAAGAAUGUAAAGUUACAACGCUUUCUGUGAAGGACUUUGUAUGUACUCCCCCAGAUAAACAGCCAGCACCCAAGAGGGUAAAGAGGGAUGCAAAUGAUGAUCUUCCAGAAUUUGUUGUGAAAAUGGGAUACCGUGAAUACUACCUGGGGAAAGUAAAAUAUGACACUCCUGCACAGCUGCCCCUCGGAAUUAUUUUGCCACUUGUAUUGAUUCCAAUGGCAUUGAUUAUCGGCGUGUCUAUUUACUGCUACAGACGCAAGAGCCAGCAAGCAGAACGCGAGUAUAAGAAGAUUCAACUGCAACUGGAGAGUCUUGAGGAAAGUGUGAGAGACCGAUGCAAGAAAGAGUUCACUGAUUUGGUGACUGAAAUGGAGGACCAUUCAAAUGACCUGAAUGAUGUGGGCAUCCCAUUUCUGGAUUAUAAAACCUACACGGACCGUGUCUUUUUCUUACCAUCAAAGGAUGGAGAAAAUGAUGUCAUGAUAACUGGUAAACUGGACAUUCCAGAGGCAAGACGGCAAUCAGUAGAGUUAGCUCUUAACCAGUUUUCGAACUUACUGAACAGCAAAUCUUUCUUGAUUGACUUUAUCCACACACUGGAGAGUCAGAGAGAUUUCUCGGCAAGAGAGAAAGUUUACUUUGCAUCCUUGCUGACUAUUGCUCUGCAUGGAAAGCUGGAAUACUACACUGACAUCAUGAGGACACUGCUGUUGGAGCUCAUGGAACAAUAUGUUGCUAAAAACCCAAAGCUCAUGCUCAGAAGAUGUGAAACUGUUGUGGAGCGAAUGCUUUCAAACUGGAUGUCUAUCUGCCUGUACCAGUUUCUGAAGGAUUCUGCUGGUGAGCCACUGUACAGGCUAUUCAAAGGGCUUAAGCACCAAGUAGAGAAAGGACCUGUCGAUGCAGAACUAAAAAAGGCAAAAUACACACUAAAUGACACAGGAUUAUUGGGAGAGGAUGUAGAAUAUCAUGUACUGACUUUGAAUGUAAUUGUACAAGAGGAUGCUGGAGAAUCUAUGCCAGUAAAGGUUCUGAGCUGUGACAGUAUAACCCAAGUUAAAGAGAAAAUUCUUGACCAAGUGUACAGAAAUAUUCCUUUUUCGCAAAGGCCUAAGCUAGAUAGUGUUGUUCUUGAAUGGCGUCCAGGUUCUACUGGUCAAAUCCUUUCAGAUCUGGAUGUCACAUCAGAAAGAGAAGGAAAAUGGAGACGUUUAAACACAUUAAAACAUUAUAAUGUACGGGAUUUCUCCACUCUCAUUUUAGUAAGAUCUUCACACGCACAGCAACCUGAUGAUCAUCAGCAGAUUAUUCAUGGAGAAAAAAGUGGAUUAUUAGAAGAAGAUAGGAGAUGGCAUUUAGUCCGGCCAGCAGAUGAAGUCGACGAAAGUAAAUCGAAGCGAGGUAGCAUGAAAGAAAAAGAAAGGACCAAAGCUAUCACAGAAAUAUAUUUAACAAGACUAUUGUCUAUAAAGGGAACACUGCAACAGUUCGUAGAUAAUUUCUUCCAAAAUAUUCUUGGUCCAAAUCAACUUGUUCCAACAGCUGUGAAAUACUACUUUGACUUCCUUGAUGAACAAGCACGUAAGAAUGAAAUAAGUGAUGAAGAAACCAUUCAUAUCUGGAAAACCAACAGUUUGCCAUUAAGGUUCUGGGUAAACAUACUGAAAAACCCACAUUUCAUUUUUGAUGUGAAAGUUAACGAAGUCGUAGAUGCGUCCUUAUCGGUCAUUGCACAGACCCUCAUGGAUGCUUGCACGAAGACUGAUCACAAAUUGAGCAGAGACUCUCCAAGCAACAAGCUGCUUUAUGCAAGAGAAAUUUUCGCAUACAAGAAAAUGGUGGAGGACUAUUACAAAGGUAUUCGUCAGAUGGUGCAAGUCAGUGAUCAAGAUAUGAACACACACUUAGCUGAGGUCUCAAGAGCUCAUACAGACAAACUGAAUACGAUGGUAGCAUUGCAUCAGUUAUACCAAUACACAAACAAAUACUAUGACAAGAUAAUAAAUGCCUUAGAAGAAGACCAAGCAGCACAAAAGAUGCAGCUCUCUGUCCGAUUGCAGCAAAUAGCAGCUGCACUUGAGAAUAAAACAACGGACCUUUGACAUGACCAUUUUACAUAAUGGAAGCUCAGAUGUUAAAUUUUAUUACCUAGAAAAGAAAAUAGUGUUAUUUUUACUCUGCUGAUCACCUUUGCAGUUCUUAAUUCAAAGCUUGAAGUCCAUUAUUUUGUAAAUUAACUAAUAUUCUAUAAUAUUGUAUUAUAAACUUGGUCUAUAAAACCUGUGGAGAAUUGUCAAGUAAAAAUGUAAACAACCUAGUUGCUGAUAUGAGAUCGUCUUGUACUGAACUACAUUUUUAUUUUAAAGAAUAUAAAUUAUCUGAGCCCUAAAAAUGCUUUUAUGAUUUGGCCCACAAUUAUGUUAAACUCUGCUAUCAUAGUGGGUUGAGUCUUGUACAGUGCAGUAUGUUGCCUUCUAAUCUAAUGCUUCAUUGUUAAUAGCAAACUUUUUGAAAUUUCAUAUUACAACCAUUAAUAACAGUACUGCCAUUUAUGUGCAUUCUGAUACAUUUUCUAGCUAAUUGUUACAAUGAAAAUGGCAUGAUUUUUAUACUUAUCAUUUUAUCUUGUUCAAAUUGGCAUCAAGAUUAAGAUAGAAACUCUGGAAAGCAUUUCUUAAUUGUAUGUAAAGACCAAGUAGAGAAUGCCUGUAAAUUUAUGUUAAAAUUACAUUUUAGAGGGUUUUUUUUACAAAUAGAGCUAGUGACUACUGAAAUGUCUUUUGAUAUUUUUGAUAUAAUUUGGGAGAUGGUAUGGCAAAUAAAUUCAGCUUUUUAUUUA